Messenger RNA from Eremothecium sinecaudum, 2178 nucleotides. It is a transcript of the gene TAX4, whose product is annotated as Tax4p. Bases 1 to 2178 code for a protein of 725 amino acids. The record is from RefSeq and is a predicted model, not a curated record. NCBI's taxonomy places the organism in Eukaryota, Fungi, Ascomycota, Saccharomycetes, Saccharomycetales, Saccharomycetaceae. Gene Ontology annotation, molecular function: protein binding. The transcript has a single exon.
AUGAAGCAGUCAAGGUAUGAUAACGGCUCCCCUGGGGAGCAGCCUGCUCCAAAUAGCGCAUCGUUAAUAGCUGCGAAGGCUAUGUUCAAAAAGUACUCAGACGGUAAUACUGAUAAUUGCGGUACAGGGGUGGUCGCUGGUAGUGGUGUCUUGCAUAGGAGAGAUAAAAUAGGGCGUUCUAUUACUUCGCCAGUCGGUGGGAAGAGUAUUAAGGGUGGUACUAGUGGGUCAACACCACAGAUGCAACAUGUAGAAAAAACGGCACAGUCGCCCAGAUCGAUGAGGCAAGGUAGUGGAUGUGUUAGUGAUGAUGGACUGAGCGCUUUGGCAGCGGUAGCAGCUGCCUCGAAAGCGGUUCAGAGUCCGAUGCGGUCAGCCGCAAAGUCAUCUCUGCAGAUAGAAAACGAGCCACUGCAGUCACCGUUCUUGUUGUCGCAUCCGCAGCGGCUUGUAAGCGGAUUAGGGUCUGUUGCACAAUCGAAUGAUUCCUCUAUGUCACUGUUGACCUCUGGGACGGAGUCUCAGGGUAGUUUUGAUAAAAUCAUCAAUACCAUAAGGCAGAACGAAGCAUUUCCGCACAUAACCAUGGAUAGUCCAUCACAGAGGUCUAUGCCUCCUGGAUAUCUUUUCAGUCCAUCUGCAGCAGCUCAGCGGCUAGCUAGUGUUAAUUCUGAUACUAAUGUUCUUAUGGGCCCGGAUAGUCGGAUUACCAUCCCUCCUAUACGUAUAAGCACACCUCCUGUCUCCACAGAGAUGAGGACGUCAUUGAGAGUACCUUCUAUCUAUAGACAGCGUCCCAGCAAUGACUUACAGAGUAUAGUGUCUUCCAUGGCCGAUACAGCUUUAUCGGAUAAUGGCGAGGCGCUGCCAAAGCAUUCGUCACUAACACCUCAUUACAAUCACACUGCAUCCAGUAUCAUGUCGUCGCCUACCAGACAUUUGAGACGAAUUCCCCCUCCAAAGCUGAACAUGAGCGAUUCUGAUAUGGCUAGUGUGCGAAUACUGAGAUCGACUUCGUCUUCACUAUCAUCGACAGCUAACAAUGAAGCUGGUCACAGUUCAGAUGACAGCGACUCAGAAUAUACAGAAGACGAAGAUAGUAGCUCUGAUGAGGAAUAUUCUGGGUACGAAGAUGUCGAUGAAUACUUACAGUUACGAAAUGAAACUAAUCAAGGAUUGGAGAGCCCCAAUCUGGAAGAAUCAGAAAAUGAAUCACUAGAAGGCGUGAAUCCAAGGUAUGCGCAUGGUGCAAACCCAAAGGAGGUGACUAUUGCCAACGUUUCUUACUCUACAUUGAAUAAAAUUCCAAUGAAUUUGAAAUACAGCGGCACGUUACCCAACCUUAUACCUAAUUAUCAGCGGAAGCAAUCGAAAUGGCUUAAGUUCUUUCGUCGAACUAAGGCAGCAGCAGAUCCGUCAUCAUCUCUACCAGUGUCCCAAAUAUAUGCGGAAAACGACACUGCUUUAAUAAAAAGUAAACUGGAUGUUCGAUUCCAGACAACAAUGAGGGGAAUUCUAAACGACAGCGCAAUCAGCGAAACUUCUUAUUUGCAGGAAUACGAUAGUGACGACUCUGAUAGUUACGUUGUAGAUAAAAGCAAAGCUUUAAAGAAGCACAGUAAGAAAUCGGGAAAAAGACGUGAGCGUAUCCGUAACAAUCUUAGAUAUAGAGGGGCUUUUGAUGAGGACAAGCCUUGGAAGUCCCAUUUGGACUUGGGCUACGUCACGGAACGCGAACGAAAGCGGUAUGAAGGCAUGUGGGUUACCAAUAAAGACACAUAUUUGGAGUUAUUGCCUUGGUGGAAAGAUAGAAAUAGCAGGGGUGUAGUGAUCCCUGAAGAUGGUCUUAUGAUAAAUAUUGUGGUUUCUGAUAUAUGGAGCAAGAGCAAUUUACCGAAAGAUACUUUGGCCCAGAUCUAUCAAAUGGUGGAUACGAGACACGAUGGCACAUUAGAUAGGAAUUCUUUUGUAGUGGGCAUGUGGCUAGUUGAUCAAUCACUCUACGGAAGGAAAUUACCACGACAGAUAGACUCUCGAGUUUGGGACAGUGUCAGUAAAUAUGUGAUAAACGUUUCCAAUGCAAACGAGAAUCCUAAGCAUCACCAUAGAACAAGAAAAAAGUUAUUAAAGAAAGAAUUAAAAAUGAUAAAAAAGGAGUCCAAAUCUUAUCACUCUUAG